Messenger RNA from Drosophila santomea, 1486 nucleotides. RefSeq lists its product as uncharacterized. Bases 313 to 1116 code for a protein of 267 amino acids. The transcript has a single exon. The record is from RefSeq and is a predicted model, not a curated record. NCBI's taxonomy places the organism in Eukaryota, Metazoa, Arthropoda, Insecta, Diptera, Drosophilidae.
GAAUCAAUUCCGCAUAGUGCGUCCGAGGGUGGUCGUGCCACGCCCCAUUUCGAAUUGAUAAGAUAGUGGAGUCCAGGCCGGAUGAAAUGGAGCGCUGCUGCAGGCUUCACUGCUCACAAGGAGCGAAUUGGCGCCUCAGCAGGAACAGCAACACCUGUAUACCCUAAAUACCCUAUACGCUUUUUUUACCCGGUAGCCAACUGUCACAGGUAUCAAUCACAAGCUAUUCCAUAUUUCACAUCCGACGGAAGCCCAGAAUAUAUUUUCUUCUGUCCGUAAGACAAACAAAAAUAAGUAUUAUAUUUGCUCGCAAUGGAGCUCUCCCAACUGGAGGACCUAUACCACUGGCGCCGCUCACUUUGGGGACUGGGCAAAGAAGCUAUCCGUAUGCCAUCGAGCUGCAGCUCCCGCCUACCGAGCAAUCCUCGCCAGCUGUUCGCUUGGCUAGCAUCUUUGGAGCUGCCCAUGCUGGUGGACGAGACACCGCCGCCCAGUUUCUACUUCGAUUUGCUGGAGGCCAAUGCCGUGGCACUGGACCGCAGUGUCCACAGCGGCAAGCUGCUCAUAACGCUGGGUAGUCAGACGGAGGAAGUUCCGGAGGAGUAUGUGUCCCACACACUGGCAUUGCUGGCGACCACGGCUCUGCAGCUAUCCACACCUGGAGAUGCGCCAGCCUCACCAUGUCAUGCCGCAUCUGGUGAUGCAGUACCACUUCCGGUGUUGCAGGACACCGGAACAUGCCCCAAUGUGCAGCUUUCCGCAUUGGUGGAGAUCGGAACUGGUCCCGAUUUGGCGCACAUUCCCAGGUUGGUGGAGAAGGGAACUGGAACCGAUCCCUAUACGGUUUCGAUGGACACAGACUUGCCACAUGCGAGCAGCGAAUCGUUUUCCGCCGUGUUGAUGAGGGCGCUCCUGGCGCUGUCCGUGCUGCACGCCCUCUACGUCUUCUCCAGGAUCACCUUCGACACCUUCAUGACCCACGUGUGGGAGGCCUUCGUCCGCGACUUGCCACCGCCUCGGAUUCCGUCGGUCGAGGAGACGCCAGAACUCCUGUCCGCAGGCAUAUGGCAACGGAUUGUCGCCAAGCUGGCGGAGCUGCGUACCCGAUUGCCCUAAGUCCGCUCCUGGAUGAGCGGACUUUGUUAGUUUCGAUUCGGUUAUUUAUAAACCAAUCCCGCUAUUUUUACGCCACCAGUUUCAGUUGCUGUUGCUGUUCCAAUCGGAUUCCUUCGCCGCCGACGUCCACUGCUUGUUGUUGUUCUCGUUGCCGGCGGCGUUAGAGAUUACGAGACAAACACGGGGUGCCCGAAAAUACGGAUUACUGUUGUUGUGUACCCGAGACGACGACAACAACAACAACAACAACAACUAUCUAGCCCGGCGAUAAGCGUCGGAAUCAACACGAAUCUCGGUCAACAGCUCACCGAUCCAUAGCCAAAUAAACGCCAAGCUGGGUCUCCAGUUCAAAUCGAAAUUGCUCGCUUUA